This is a messenger RNA of Parastagonospora nodorum SN15, 537 nucleotides long. RefSeq lists its product as hypothetical. The coding region runs from base 1 to 537 and encodes 178 amino acids. The transcript has a single exon. Lineage: Eukaryota; Fungi; Ascomycota; Dothideomycetes; Pleosporales; Phaeosphaeriaceae. Gene Ontology annotation, molecular function: zinc ion binding; DNA-binding transcription factor activity, RNA polymerase II-specific. Gene Ontology annotation, biological process: regulation of DNA-templated transcription. The record is from RefSeq and is a predicted model, not a curated record.
AUGUCUUCCAACUACCCCGACCCCAACGCGCAGAUGAGCGGAGCUCCGGGCGCAUACGUCAAUCACAAUGAGGCGCAACCCACCCAGCAGCAGCAACAGCACAUGUCCGACCCGGAGCUGCGCUUGCAAGAAAAUCUGCAACAGCUUCGGGAAGGCGGCGAUAUGAUGCACUCAGGAAACCAACAGCAGCCCCAGUACCAGCAACUGGCACAGAUGCCUCCUUCGAUGGGCGCGCACCAGCACUUCCAGUCGCCCGCGCGCCCUACACAUUCUCCCCAGCAGAUGGCGCAUGCAGUCAUGAGCUUGGAAGGACAGCACGACGCAUACGAUCCCAACGAUCCAAGUCGCAAGCGAUCCAAGGUGUCCCGCGCUUGCGACGAGUGCCGGCGGAAGAAGGUGCGCAAUGCUCCCAGCGUGCUGGCACAGUCUGCUAACAAGAACAGAUACGGUGUGAUGCGACAAGCGAGAAUGGACCAGAAUCUUGCUCCAGUUGUAAGAGAACAGGAGCGCGAUGUCAAUUUAGUCGACAACCCAUGA